Molecule: messenger RNA, 750 nt
Organism: Alternaria ethzedia
Lineage: Eukaryota; Fungi; Ascomycota; Dothideomycetes; Pleosporales; Pleosporaceae
Exons: 3
Coding region: 1-750 (249 amino acids)
Biological process (GO): fungal-type cell wall organization; endocytosis; cortical actin cytoskeleton organization
Cellular component (GO): cell cortex; membrane raft; plasma membrane
Source: RefSeq, a predicted model, not a curated record
AUGGCUGUAGCUAGACCUCUUCUCGCAUUCGGCUCGCUGAUCCUGGUCGCUGGAGGCCUGCUCUUCCAAUUCCUGACCAUCCUCACCGGCGGCGUCAACAAGGCUCCUCUCACCAAGUUCUACUUCCUCGAGGCCACUACCGGCGGCAUCCCCAACGCACGAAACCCAUCGCGAUGGACCUUCUUCGCCAUCUGCGGCGCCGACCCUGACUCUGGCAACAAUGCCAACUGCGGCUCGCCUGUCCCAGCGCUGCCAUUCGACCCUCCUAGGAACUUUGGCACCCAGGAGAACAUCCCCGAGCAGUUCAUCGGUACCCACAUGUACUACUACCUGUCUCGCUUCAUGUUUGCUUUCUACCUGAUUGCUCUCUUCUUCGCUGCCAUUGCCCUCGUUUCCGGUCUCCUUGCGCUCUGCAGCCGUCUCGGAGGAUACCUCUCUUCCCUGAUGACCUUUGUCGCUCUCUUCUUCCAGACGCUCGCCGCAGCUCUCAUGACCGCAUGGGUAGUCAAGGGCCGCGAUGCCUUCCGCUCCGCUGGCUUCGAAGCUAGCAUCGGCAAAUACCUCAUGGGUUUCACCUGGGCCGCCGUCGCCUGCUACUUCCUCGCCACCGUCAUGUUCUGCCUCGGAGGCCGUCUCGGCGGCGACCGCUCUUCCAGCAUGCGCCGAAGCCGCUCGACCAAGUCAAACCGCAGCCGGGGUAGCUUCUUGGAUACCGAGUCCCAGCGCAAGCCCAGGGAUUACUCUCCAUAA